This is a messenger RNA of Amaranthus tricolor (Joseph's coat), 879 nucleotides long. RefSeq names its product protein FAR-RED ELONGATED HYPOCOTYL 3-like. The record is from RefSeq and is a predicted model, not a curated record. Bases 1 to 879 code for a protein of 292 amino acids. Gene Ontology annotation, biological process: regulation of DNA-templated transcription. Gene Ontology annotation, molecular function: zinc ion binding. NCBI's taxonomy places the organism in Eukaryota, Viridiplantae, Streptophyta, Magnoliopsida, Caryophyllales, Amaranthaceae. The transcript has 2 exons.
AUGGGUGGUUUGCUUAGAACAACAUCUAGGUCGGAAAGUGAGAACAAUUUUUUCAAUUACUUUGUGAACAAAUUUCUUACAUUAGUUGAACUCCAAAUGAGGUUUCAAAGUGCGAUGGAUGUUCAACGUUAUAUGAUGCAGACACUAGAUAAUGUUGUUUUUAAGGAUUUUCAAGAACAAGUUCUUAGUGCACGCGAUGAGUGUGGUUUUGAAAAGAAUUUCGUUAGAGAUGGCAAGGAUGUGUAUCGUGUGGUACAUUUCAACACUGGGACAAUUUUUGAAGUUGUGUAUGAUGCUCAAACAUUGUAUGUUGAUUGCUCUUGUAAGUUAUUCAAAAGAGUAGGAGUCUUAUGUAAGCAUGCAUUAUGGGUUUUGCAUGCAAAAGGCGUUAAAUAUAUACCAGAACCUUACAUAUUGAAAAGGUGGACAAAAGAUGCUAGCAAAACACCUGUCUAUGAUAUUGAUGGCACGUUAUUGGAUGGUAAUAAUGCUAUAGAAUCUAGAAAAAGGGUUUUGGGAGAAGUUUGGAAUGAGGUACAUCGAUGCAUUAGUUUGGCAGAAGAUGAUGAGGAUGAUUUGGUUGAACUUUCGCACAAAAUAAAGUUGUAUUCAGCUGAGCUUUUAGCAAAAAAGAAUCGUGGGGUUGAGAAGACAAAACGUCAAGAGUUGGAAAAGUUUUUGGGUUGCGAAGCUCCUACAAUAAUUACAAUUCAAAAUCCUAAACAAUCUUCAAACAAAGGCAAGAGGAAAGAAAAAGAUCCAAAACAAAAGGAUACUGAAGAUGAAGAAGAGCAAAGGGUGACCAAGCAAAGACAAUGUAAAAGUUGUGGCAAAGUUGCAGGUCACAAUAGUCGUACGUGUCCGCAUAAGAAAAAAUAA